GUAGCACGUGAGCCUCCAAGCGAGGAAGAUCUGGUAUAUUUUUGUGUUGGAUUUUUGUCGCAGUCUUGGAGAACUCUGGGACGAGCUGUGACAGUCACACUGGGUCCAGUCGUGGCGUCCGUUUCUCUCACAAACUUACCCACAAGUCUCACCGGAAUGGACGAAGACGAUGAAUUUGAGUGACGGCGGAGAUGCUGAUCCACAGCGACGUAGAUGACGAGCAGACUCUGGCCGAGGCUGAAGCUCAGGAGAGCAUUGGAGAUGUUGAGGAAGAGGUGGCUGACCUCCAACAGGAGAGUGAGCUGCCAUUGGAAGAGCUGCUCAAACGCUAUGGGUACUCUCCAGCCGACAAGCCGUGUGGUGACCUGGAAUCUGAGGUGGAUGAGGGAGGAGGAGGAGAGGGGAAGGAAGAAGAGGAAGGGGGAAGGAGAGAGGGAGGAGAGGAAGAGGACGGAGAGGGAGGGAGAGAGGGAAAAUCAGAAGGUGGAGAAGGAAGUGAGGAGAGGGACAGAGGGAUAAAGAGAGGGAGAAUUAGAGACAAUAUGUUAGAGGAAGAUGAGGCCACCAGCUCUAGUUGCGAUGAAGAAACUUAGCAUUGAAAAAAACGCAACUUUGGCCGUGGAAGAAAUUUCCCUCCAUACACAGCGCACGAAGAGAUAAAACAAGUAUCUCUGGCACGACAUGACCGAGACACCACGAAACUGGAACCAACAGAUGAAUCAAUUGAGCCAGUUACUUUCAUCACCGCUAUUACAGGCACUCCUUCAACAGACAGCAGUAAUCACGAGUAUAUUAUUCCACCCACUAGCAACUCUAUCACUUCACAGCAUCAUGACCCCACAGUUCCCCAGCAUCAAUCUAUACCCUACAUUCACCCUGACUCCGUUCUACUAGGCACCAAUCCAUCUACCCACCCCCAACCAAAACUGGAGCUGGUCCAUACACUAAUUGGAGUAGCCCCUGCAAUGACUGUUGCCCCAUUGGAAACUGCUAUAGAGAACACUCCACUAGGAGUAAUAGCGGAUGGAUCUAUGUUGUCAGAUGGAGGUCAUCUGCUGUCGGGCGAUCCCAUGCUGCCUGCCGGGAGGGUGGGUGAGGGUGUGGGGAGGGGAGGAGGGAGUGAGGUUAGGGAAAGAGAGAGUAGACUAUCUGGAGGAGGAGAGAGGGAGAGAGACCCGCUGGAGAGGAGCCCAAGACUCACAGACGGCUACAGUUCAGACCCCCAAUCGUCGAGUGAUGUCCAGUCCCACACCCCCUCCUCCACCUCACUACAAACCUCCUCCUUCUCCUCCGCCUCCUCCUCAGUCAGUGGAGGCUCCCGAGCGUUCCCUCCUCAUUCUGACCUCAAGUCUCGCCUGCGCCCAGAGCUACCUGAGAGACGCAGCAUGCGACUCAUGGCCAAUGACGAGAAAGUAGACUCGUAUUUUUCGGCAUUUUUCGAUGACGAUGAAGGGGACGAUGAGUAUUUUCCAGUGGAAGAAUGGAAACAGGAGAUUCGAGUAGGCCCUAGCUACCAGGUGGAGGUGGCAAAUGUCUCGUCACAGGAGCCCUACUCUCAACAGAGGGACACUCCUGGUGACAGUCUGCUAUGGAGACCUCGCUCACCUGAAGACAGAGUGGUGUCAUAUCUGAAGACGGUAUCGACAGUGGUGAAACCCGAUUCAGGCAUUAACAGUUGGGAGACUGAACAGGCCAUGAAAUUGUUGCAAGAGUGUGACCACAACGUUCAGAGGGCAGUAGAUGUAGUGCAGGAACAAGGUCUACCGACAGGUACAAGGCAGUGGAGUGAAGAAGAGUGCAGCGAAUUUGAAGAAGGUCUGCAAUGCAUACGUACACCGUUAGCGCCGCGUGUAGUAAAUAUGUUGUGUGUGAAGACUCCACAGUUUGCGUGGCCUAUUAGCAGGUGUAUUGCGACGGUAGCGAUUCUCGGUAGCCCCGCUGUUACUACUCAGUGUUGUGCAACUUCGUUCCCCUCUGUUGUUGCGGUUGGAAAAUAGACGCAAGUCCCGACAAAAGAUAGGGGGGGAAUCGCUCGAUCUGUUGCGUGUUUUUGAAUCCGUUUGCACCAAUUUGCAAUCCAUCCGGUAAUAGGUGCAAUUUUCUGUCAUUUUUACGCUUUGUCGUGGACGUAAUGCGUGUAUAAAGUGUGUCCUGCUGUUCUUUGACUCGUGAUCUAGCAGCGAAAGUAUCUACUCACUUUGUGUUUCUAAAUUGCAUUUCUAAGGUCAGACACUAAGUACUUUCAACAUCGUGAAACCUUUCCCCCCCUCUCUCCUUGGCUGCAAAACCAGCGGUAGAGUAAGGGACGACAGACAUGUGUACAAACUACCAACUUACAUUCUGUUUACUUUCCAAUGAAACAUAGUAGCCUUGGAGAGGAGUUUGAAGAGGGCACGCAUACAGAGCUGUAAGACAAAGAGCUCCUGGGGGAAAA
Messenger RNA from Geodia barretti, 2434 nucleotides. Lineage: Eukaryota; Metazoa; Porifera; Demospongiae; Tetractinellida; Geodiidae. The record is from the annotation of a GenBank genome assembly.